AGUCCAUAUAUCACAAGGUUCAAUCAUCUCUUGGAAAUACCGAAAUUGGAACGAUGGUUUUGUAGCGAUGCCAAUCCAUCCCGGCAGAAAUUGAUUAAUUAUAUGAACGUACUCAAUGGUUCCAGUUAUCGGCGGCAUAAUGCUAAAGUAACAUAUCAGCAAAUCUGUAACUGGUUUGCUAAUCAACGAGCUGCUAAUAGAAAAUCACCGCAAUCGAAUCAUACUACUAUUACACAUUGUCCACCAUCGGUGGCACAGUCAUCCAUUUUACUUCCACCCCAGUCACAUUCCAGUCCAUCCGGUGAAUUCCGUCCAAAAUUUGACUUUAAUAGUUUGCUGGACAGCAAGCAGGCCAAUGGAAGUACUAGUGAACGUAUCGAAGGAGGUUCAGAAUCACCGACACCGAAUGAUGAUGUUAGUGUUCAUAGCGCUAGCGAUUGUGGUUUCGAUCAGGUUUCUGUCCUGAAACAGAAUUCUGCAACCUCAUCUCCGGAAAUAUCUUUCGACUUAAAUGGUGGCCAUGCGUCAGUAUCGCCGAAACCAGCUGGUGGAGAAAAUGUUGGACAUCAUCAGGUAACAAGUAAUGGCAGUGGGAAUGGUAACAGCACAGCAGGGCAACCACAACAAACACCGUCCAAUACAGUCGCUCGAUCAAGGUUAAUGUUCGACCCACUCACGGAGUUACCAGUUCUAGAAAAAUGGUUUGAAGAGAAUCCACAUCCUACUUGGCUCCAGAUUGAUCAUUAUACGGAAGCGCUGAACAGUUGUCAGUAUAGACAAAGUUAUCCACCAAUCUCGACGCACAAUGUCAAAAUCUGGUUCAAAAAUCGACGGGCCAAGUGUAAGCGUAUGCAGACUGGCGAUUUGAAUUUGAAGAUGAUGAUCUGAGACGUUUCCGCCUCAUGAACUCAAAAAAAAGGCUGCACCAGUCUAGAAUCUUGCUCAGUGAAUAAGCUAAAUGCUCGAAUAUAUUGCUAUGUAUAAUUGAUAGAAGUGAGUAUAAACAAAACGAACAAACCAAGCUGCUUUCAUGCUA
Molecule: messenger RNA, 1036 nt
Organism: Loa loa (African eye worm)
Lineage: Eukaryota; Metazoa; Nematoda; Chromadorea; Rhabditida; Onchocercidae
Product: homeobox domain-containing protein
Exons: 5
Coding region: 103-888 (261 amino acids)
Biological process (GO): chromatin remodeling; regulation of transcription by RNA polymerase II
Molecular function (GO): RNA polymerase II cis-regulatory region sequence-specific DNA binding; DNA-binding transcription factor activity, RNA polymerase II-specific
Source: RefSeq, a predicted model, not a curated record